AUGGGGUGCGGCCACUCCAAGCUGGAGGAGGAGCUGGCGGUGAGGCACUGCCGCGACCGCUCCGACCUGCUGGCGCUCGCCAUCCGCCACCGCUACGCGCUCGCCGACGCGCACCGCGCCUACGCCGACUCGCUCGCCAAGGUCGGCGCCGUGCUGCACGAGUUCGUCCGGGGCGUGCAGACGCUGCCGGCCCCGCCGCCGGACACCGAGCUGCGCCUCCCCGCCGCGCGCAAGGGGGACGGCCUCCCGGCCGCCUCGCCCCUCCACUCUGGCGGCGGCCCCGCGAUCGCCUCCUCAUCUUCUCAUCCGCCGCAGGUCGCCAAGCAGGUGCGCAUCAACCCCGACGACGAGCACAUCCACUUCCACUCCGACGGGGACUCCGACUCCGACGACGGCCACAUCAAGUUCCACUCGGACGACGAGGCCGACCCGGCCCAGCGCCGGCCGGAGAUCGUCCGGUCCACCGGGCAGCCCCCCGGUCCUCGCCCGCCGCCACCUUCCCAGCAGAUGGGUCCGCCACCACAACCGUAUGGCUCCUCUGCAUAUGGGCCCCCUCCCUCAUACGGUGGUGCUCCGGCGUACGGCUAUGGUGGUGGGUACGCCCCUCCGCCCGACUACGGCGGCACCGCUGGCUAUGACCCACCUGCCUACGGUGGUGGCAUGGGCGGACCCAGUGGACCGGGCUACAGCAGCAUGGGGCCGCCCGGCGUCGAUGGCUACGACCCGCCGCCGCCACCGGGAUACGGCGGCAUGGGCGGCUACGGCCAGAGCUUCUUCAACAUGAGCUAUGCGCUCAGCCAGCCGCCGCCGCCAUCCGUCUCAUUCCAGCACCGCCCGGAGGCCGUCGAUGCCAAGGUCCACACCUUCUUCAACAUCAGCUAUGCGCGUGGCCAGGCCCCGCCGAAUUCCGUUUCGCAUGAGCACCGUCCGGAGGCCGCCGAUGCCACGGUCCAGACCUUCUUCAACACCAGCUAUGCCCGGGGCCAGCCGCCGCCGCCGUCCAUGGCAUACGAGCAGCGGCCGCAGCCCACCGAUGCCAGGGUUCAGUAUUAUGGCGACGGCGGCGCUCAGCCACCCCCGCCCGGCUACGGCGGGUAUGGCUCCCCGCCGCAGGGCUCAACCUCCUAUAACCAGUAUGCGUACGGUGGUUAUUACGGUGGUGCGGCUCCACCUCCGGCAGGCAUGCCGUCCUCCUCCCGCGAGGAGGUGGCGCCGCCGCCGCCUCCAUCUCCGCCGAGGGUUUCUACUUGGGACUUCCUGAACCCAUUUGAGACAUAUGGGAGCUACUAUGAGCAGCCAGCUCCUGUGCAAGCACCGUACACUCCCAGCAGGAGUUCCAAGGAUGUGCGCGAGGAGGAGGGCAUCCCCGAUUUGGAGGAUGAGGACAUGGAGGUGGUCAAGGAAGCUUAUGGUGAUGAGAAGCACCCUACCAAGGGGUACGCUGGGAAAGGGAAGGCAGCAAAGGAGGAAGGUAGGAGCAGCAAUGGGGAUGAAUUGCCACGUGAGUCCAAGUCGUCGGAGGCAAGCAGUAGCGGGAGCAGCUUGGAGCAUGAUGUCCAUGUUGUGGAGAAGAGCGUCGUGGGAGAACAGGUGCAGCGGUCUGAAGCACGUCAACAUGUCGCUGGCCUGCCCCCCGCAGGAUCAGAGAAGACGUACGUUGAUGACAAUGAGGUGGUCCUCGAGAUCAAGACCCAGUUCGAGCGUGCCUCUAAUUCAGCCGGUGAGGUAUCCAAGAUGCUUGAGGUCGGCAAGAUGCCUUACUACCAGAAGAGUUCUGGUUUUAAAGUAUCUGCCAUGAUGAUUUGCGGGAUACCGACAAUGGAGGAGGAGUUCCUGCGGUUCGAAGAGGACAAGGCGAUGGGAUGCGGCAACCUUUCCUCGACGCUGCAGAAACUCUACAUGUGGGAAAGGAAACUUCUUCAGGAAGUUAAGGCUGAGGAGGACGAGAGGCUUAAAUAUGAUAGGAAACGUGAGGAGCUGAAAAUGUUAGAUGAGAAAGGUGCAGAAGCUGAAAAGAUUAUGGCCACCGAAAAGGAAAUAAGGAAGUUAUCUACAAGGAUUAGCAUUGCUAUUCAGGUUGUGAACACUAUUUCGGGCAAGAUCAGUAAGUUGAGAGAUGAAGAGCUAUGGCCACAAACAUGUGAGCUCAUUCAAGGGUUGAUGCGGAUGUGGGAUAUUAUGUUAGAAUGCCAUCAGAUCCAACUGCAUGCUAUAUCCCAAGCAAAAAACAUAGACUCCAUGAUCAACGCUGCGAGAUUUGGGGAAGCUCAUAUGGACUUGAUCAAGAGUCUAGAGCUUCAGCUAUUGGAUUGGACUACCUGUUUUGCUGCAUGGGUUACCGCUCAAAAGAGCUAUGUUCGUACUUUAAAUGAGUGGCUGUUGAAAGGAGUUAUCUAUACACCAGAGGAAACGGAUGAUGGCGUGCCUCCUUUUUCACCUGGACGGUUAGGCGGACCACCGAUUUUCAUCAUAUGUAACAAUUGGGCAGCAGGUGUGGGGAGGAUAUCCGAGAAGGAAGUGGUCAAGGCAAUGCAAGCCUUUGCGUCCAACGUUUUCCAAAUCUGGGAGAGGCACAGGUCAGAACAAAGGCAGGGUAUGAUGGCCAAUAAAGGUAUGGACAGGGACCUUAGGGUGAUGGAACGGGAUGAACAGGCGAUGCGCAAGGCCCUGGAAGCGCAGAACAAGAAGCUCGUCCUCGUCUCUGAUCAGACUGGUGUAUCCUUGUCUGCACAGGCGUUACAUGACGGAGGCCCCCCGGCCGAAAAUAGUAGUUUGCAGUUGGGUCUGAGGAAUAUUUUUGAAGCAAUGGAGACUUUCACUACCGCUUCUGCAAACACCUAUAAGGAGCUCCAUCUUCGUGCUGAGGAAGAGAAAGUUCGAGUUACCCAAGAUAGUGGCAGAGUUCCUCCUUAACUCCCAUCGGUGUGUUUUCUGUUACAAGAGGACACAGGUCUUUGUCAGUGCAAAGAAAACUGACCCCGGUGAUUCAGAUUGGAACUUUAGUGUGCAUGGCAGUGGCGCAACUCUAGUGGAAGGCUUUCCACUGGUACAUCCAUGCAGACACUAUCCUUAAGCCCUAACAUUUGGGCUCCAGCAACGCCGGAAAUGUCCUCCGCAGGCUCAGCUCAGUUCAAGCUUAAGGUGGAAACUUGAUAUAUUGUGCUCUUGAAUCGACAACCGCCCUGCAUUUCCAGGAUUGGAUUUCCAGCCAUCAGCUCAAGCCAUGCCAGAUAUAUGCAUGCUUGGAAACAGGCGAAUUGAGCAAAGCGUGAUGGGGUACUCGUGCAUCUCAGCAGCGUAGCAGCACUUCUAGCCCAUCCUAAAUCAACAGCAAAUGAUCGGAGGCAAGCCAUUUCCGUCCGUGUAAAGGUAAACAAAGAUCAUCGUUCUGUCAGAUGUCAUGUCGGAAGUGUAGGUAGAUGAGUUAGAUCUUGCCGGAGUUGCAGUGUACAGACCGCGACAAGGCGGUGCCAUAGAUUGUAGCUGGGGAUCCCUGAUGCCGGGGAGGAAGUACCUGAGAUAUGUGGAGCUUGUGACCCCUGACGCCGAAGGACAUUACCUGACAUGUGGAGCUAGACAGCAGUAGCUGACUGUUUUCACCAUAGGCCAAUGAGCUCGAGCGUAGGAUAUAGAUCGCUCUGGCCGUCAGCGACAUUUUUGGUCGUUGUUUUGUUUAUUUUCCAUAUAGAUAUAUCAAUUCAUUCGUGCCGUUGGUUGGUUGUUGUACAGCUGCUGGCUAACUUAACUGAAACCGUUUUUUAGUGUGUUAUAUUUGUUCUA
Molecule: messenger RNA, 3780 nt
Organism: Lolium rigidum
Lineage: Eukaryota; Viridiplantae; Streptophyta; Magnoliopsida; Poales; Poaceae
Product: protein ROLLING AND ERECT LEAF 2-like
Exons: 4
Coding region: 1-2913 (970 amino acids)
Source: RefSeq, a predicted model, not a curated record